This is a messenger RNA of Gamsiella multidivaricata, 2114 nucleotides long. RefSeq lists its product as uncharacterized. The coding region runs from base 178 to 2070 and encodes 630 amino acids. The transcript has a single exon. The record is from RefSeq and is a predicted model, not a curated record. NCBI's taxonomy places the organism in Eukaryota, Fungi, Mortierellomycota, Mortierellomycetes, Mortierellales, Mortierellaceae.
AUCCACCACCCCGCAUUGCCUAUAUCUUCACCUUUACCUCCACUCUUUCCGCUUGACACCCGCGAUUCCCCUCAGCUUCAUACCCACUACUGCGUAGACACCGUUCUUGCUUUAAUAUAUCAUAAUUUCUUCAUUCUUUAAUACCCACCCUAUGUCAUCUUGCUAAUCAUUAUAACCAUGGCCCCCAUCAUCGAAGACCUCGGUCACACAACACACAACGAUCCCGUCACUAAAAAAGCAGCGAACCUGUACACGCACUAUUCUACCCUUUACAGACGCCACGGCCCCGAAUGGCAAGCCAUGCAAGAACAUCAAGAGCGCAAUGACUACGAGAAGGAUAGCUACCAUGGCAAUGGGAAGGACAACUACCUUGGGCACGCAAAGGAGCAUCAUAUCGGUCGCGGCAAGGAUGGCCACCAUAAUUAUGGCAAGGGUAGUCAUUAUAACCACGCAAAGGAGCACCACAUUGGUCGUGAUAAAGACGGCCACCAUGAUUACGGAAACAGUAAAGGUCGCCAUGGAUCAAAUAAAUCGCACGGCCAAGGCUCACAGAAGGACAAGGAUGCUGGAUCCCGCGAUAAAUCCAAUAAAGGCAAGCAUGACGGGGAAGGAAUCAAGAAUGGCAAAGAGGACAAGAAUAACAAGGACGGAAAAAAGGACCAGAGCGAUAAGGAUGGCAAAAAGGACAAGAGCAGCAAGGACGGGAAAAAUGGCAAGAACAAAAAGGACGGAAAAGAGGACAAGAACAACAAGAAAGACAAGGACGACAAGGACGACAAGAAUGGCAAGGAUAACAAAAGGGACAAGGACGACAAGGGAAGUAAAGAGGGCAAGAACGACCAUGAUAGCAAACACAGCGAGGAUAUUGAGGACGGAGGAGAUAAUAAUGACAGCAAGGACAGCGAGGAUAAUAAGGGUGACAGGGAUGAAAAGGACGACUACGAUAGCAAACAUGGCGAGGACAAUGAAGCCGGAGAAAAUGAUAGCGAUGGCAGGAGCAGCGAGGAUGGCAAGGACGCUAAUUCGGGCAGAGAUGGCAGAGCUGGAGAGGAUCAUAACGACGGAAAGAGUGAUGAUAAAAGUAAAGAUGGCGGUGAUAGCGAUGAUAACAAAGAUGACAUGGACAGCGAAGACGGAAAGAGCGGUGGAUCCGGAGACCAGGCUUCCGGAGAUGAUGGAGACGCGUCGUCGAGCGACGAUAACGAAUCGGGUCGCGAUGGUAGCCAAGGCGACAAGGACAGCACGAAUGGUGGCUCUCACAGCGACAACUCUGGUACCAACAAUAGCUCUGGCGCUAACAACAACUCGAGUACCAAUAGCAACGACCUCAACGGGAACAAUGCUGCCAGACCCCUAGCAGGAUCGCCGACUCCUUCACUCACCUCAUUCUUUUCUGGAACCGGAUCCAUGAUUCCAGUUGGUCCCAGCAACCCAUCAUCAAGCGACCACAACGGUGUUGACAAGGCCAUUACCAACACCCCACCAAACAAACCAGGCGAUGGCGACAAGCCCCUCAACACUAACCCCCUCGCCUACAUCCUUAUCCCCUUGGCCGUGAUCGCCGGUGUUGCCUUUGGUGUGAUCGCCUACCGCCGUAGAAACAAUCGUCGACGCAACCUACGUCGUCAGCUCCAGCAGGACGCCGAGGCUGCAGCGCGAGCUGCAAGAAACCCUGCCGGGGGUGAGGAAGACACGGCAUCUGUGGUGAGUCCUGUCAGCUACCGCCCCCCGGCUCCUUUCACCAGUGAGGUCGACAUCACAACUGAGAGCCUCGAGAAGGAUCCGGACAUCGUGAUCGGAGAUGCAGCCCUACACCUUGUCUCUGCUCCCAAGCGCGAUGAAGCCCAUGUAAGCGUUUACCAGGACUACUCGCAUGUCUGCCAAGCGCAAAUGAUGGGAAAGAAGUGCACGAACCACAGUAUUAGCUGCUUUGUCGCUUUGAACCACAGCAAUGGAGGACUGAGCGUGACCGCGGCUCAUCGUGAACCAUCAAGCUCAAGUUCGACUGCACUGGGACCGAUUGGUUCAACGGCGACAAAUCCAACCCCUGUAGACUCAGAAGCGCCAUGAUCCUUUAGUUCGUAACCAUGGCUGUUUGCACUUUCAGUUCCCCU